AUGAACAACCAAGAAACAUUCGCUGGUCUCGUUGUCGGAUGUUUACCUGUUCAUGGCUUUCGACUUUCAACUCUCGAAUGCUUUUACAGUUCAGGAUGCUUGGAGAAAUUAACUAAAUUUGUCAAUAGUUCAUUAGUUCUGUUGCCUUUGGAUCGAUCGAUUCCUAGUCGUUUCACACCAAUCUCAUCAACACCAAUUGGUGCUUUGAUUGAUGAGUUGUUCAUCGAAUCAUGGCAGAAUUCAUCUAAUUAUUCGAGUUAUUACUCGAUAUGCGCACCAUCGAAGUGUCAAUACCCAUAUGCCGAAAGAAAAAAUUUUGUAUACUUGUUGACUACGAUUCUUGGUUUAUGUGGUGGACUGACUGAAGGGUUGCCUAUCGUUAUUUGGAGCAGUCUGCAUGUGUAUUGGAAGAUUCGUGAGCGAAUCAAGAUACAUGAACGUAUUGUACCUAUAAAUGGUGACUGA
Adineta ricciae is the source of this 465-nucleotide messenger RNA. NCBI's taxonomy places the organism in Eukaryota, Metazoa, Rotifera, Eurotatoria, Adinetida, Adinetidae. The record is from the annotation of a GenBank genome assembly.